Molecule: messenger RNA, 2558 nt
Organism: Hyaloscypha bicolor E
Lineage: Eukaryota; Fungi; Ascomycota; Leotiomycetes; Helotiales; Hyaloscyphaceae
Product: Ran-binding-domain-containing protein
Exons: 6
Coding region: 93-2306 (737 amino acids)
Cellular component (GO): nucleus; cytoplasm
Molecular function (GO): GTPase regulator activity
Source: RefSeq, a predicted model, not a curated record
GUCAACAUCAACCUCGGGAAUGGAAAAUUGCCAAACGACUCCCGUUCUUGUUAAUCGAUAAUCUACACACUGCUCUGGCAGCAGGAGUGGCAAUGGAGGCUUUUCUAGGCAAGAUCACCCAACAUGCCAUGAACUAUGCAAUCCGGUCCGGCAUAGGAAUUACUGCAUCAUAUGCUAUCAGACAAUCGUCGAGGUUGCUUAAGACUGUGGAUGAUGAUGGGGAUUAUCAGGAGCUUCGUAAGCUCCAGGAGCGACUGGAGGCGAAAAUCAGAAUCAUAUCUCCAGCAAUUGACAUGAUUGACCUAAUCUCUGAGAGAGGGAACACAACACUAGAAUCAGCGGUCGCCGUAACCCGAGCUCUUCGGUGGGAGAUUCAAGCUCUUGGAAUUCGGAUUGCAAAUGCAGCCACAGCAGAGGAAGCCUCCCGGCGGAAACAAAACAAAGCCAAAUCGCGACCCGACCAUGAAAAGGAAAUCCGAGAGAUUGUCCAAGAUACCCGAAAUGUUCUUGCUCGCAUCGAAGAUGAAGUACCGUUAAUCAAUUUGGCAAUUACGACGUCAGGAGCAGGUCUGUCGACAACGCUACCACCCUCAGUUUCUCCAUCAAGAAUGUUACAAGCCAGCAAUCUCCUCACUAAUGCUGAUACUCGAUAUUCCAUGGAUCCUACAUCCCCUGUUCAGGUGGGGCCCGCAUUCACGGUUUCAUUGUACAUGCUAUUUGCUGGCCAUUAUCGGGAAAAGCAGGAGCAAACAGACACCGCUAGAGAAUCAACAUUCAAAGAAGUGAUACACAAGGCGAGGGUCAAGCUCAUGCGACUGCCUCUCCAAUCCGUUGGCAGCGGCAGCCAACCAGCUCUGCAGUCGAUCGAGCCUGGCGAAGAAGGAACCCCUGUGAUGACAGGCGAGCGUAAACAAAACGAAUACAAUUAUCGCCUUGAAAUCAUCGAAGAUCUAGAUGAUGGCAGAGUUCACGAGUUCGAGGAUGGUGGACCACAACCUGCAUCUUACGGAGAUGUUCACCUGGCCGGUAUCAGGGAGUUCCUGCCAAUUUAUCAGGUCUCGAGGAUCUUUUAUGCUGAUACAGGAAAGAUCCUUGGUAUCGGCAGCCCAGAAGAGAUGCAUAGUCCUGUGCUUCUCUUGAAGCGGGAUAUCAAUGCAAAAGAGCCACGCCAAAUGAUGGAGGAGCGUGAGAAGAACCUCAAUUUGUACGAAGACCCAGAAGAACAAGGAGACGCUAAAGACCAGGAAGACAGUGAAGAACAGGGAUUAUCCGACUCAAGUGAUGAUUCUCAGGACGACAUCGAUGAGCAAAUCCGCAAAGAGAGCUCCACAGCGACUCCAGAAGAACCGGUUCACGAAGCUCAAUCUCCAGUCGAGCGAGAAUGGUGCCUCCCAGCAGAUCUUGACAUUGAGUGGCUUGCAUUCGAAGUUUACACAGAGCCAGAAGAUUCGACUUCUGAGGAUGAAGAUGACAAUGAGGACUCGUCAUACAUCUCUCACCGACCCAGCUCCUCUGGAGAAGCCCAGAACGAUGACAGCUUAAUUGGCGGACUUGAACACCUCCACCUCAAUGAAGAAUCGGCCGUAGUUCCAGUUCCGAGUCAGCAAGUAGCAUGUUCGCCGCCGUUCGCCAAAUGUGGACCCCUGGGAUCCACAACACAUGUCCCCAUUAGAACUGCUUUAUCGCUUCUGGAAAUGUUGAUUCGCUUUACAGCUCUUCAACAAUGGCAGCAAGCAUCCCAUCUUUCUAUUCCAGACGAGUUCCUGACCUUCUUCCUUUGCGAGUCAUCCACCACUGGUGCAGGAGGAGACGCCGAGCUACGUAAACGCACUCGCCGGGAGGCUGUGAGAAAAAUGGGCUUUGAUCCCUACGACGAGUCUCCGAUCAAGCGAAGAGGUGAAGAAUACCAGUAUCAAAAUCAAGCUCAGGAGGCGUAUGAUAGGUACUCUCGAGGAAAUACACCCUACGAAGAAUUUAAUCCUCCAAAUGGCUAUCCUUCACCACAGCAGGGAUGGAUGCGAGAACGAAAUUCGACGACGCCUGAACCAUGGCUGCUCAGGAGCAGGGAACACUCAUCUGCUUCUCGCCGAAGUCCACCGAACAAUCCCCCCUCUUCCCCAAUAGGAUCCCCAAUGUCACCGUACCGUCCUCAUCGAAAGUCAACAAGACCUCUAGAUCGUGUCCAGCAAGGCUCUCGGGCCGUCAAAGGAAGCCCACUGGGACGAGGAAUGAGCGUCGAGACUGAUUCCACUCUGGGCACCAGCCCAGGGUCGCCGACGCUUGUAGAUAGGGAUGACAAGGACUAGGCAGCCAGUAGUGGAGAAGUGAUAGUCAUGUAACUUUGGAGUCUUAGGCUGAGAACUUUAGAUGAUACCCUAACAAUGAAUAAUGAUGAACAAAUGUAUCUAUGAAUCGCAGCUCUGGCCUCUACUGAGUUCAUCUCCUAUAUAGUCUUUGCUACCUGUUCAUACAUAGAUGUAACACAACGGCCCUACAGCGGUAAAUAUCGUAUUCUUGAUCUCGGUCCCGGUCCCAAGAAUUCCCAUCUCAAGCCAAUC